Molecule: messenger RNA, 3842 nt
Organism: Dama dama (fallow deer)
Lineage: Eukaryota; Metazoa; Chordata; Mammalia; Artiodactyla; Cervidae
Gene: POGLUT3
Product: protein O-glucosyltransferase 3
Exons: 8
Coding region: 323-1546 (407 amino acids)
Cellular component (GO): endomembrane system
Molecular function (GO): glucosyltransferase activity; protein binding
Source: RefSeq, a predicted model, not a curated record
AAAAGAAAACAAAAAGAAGAGAUGGAGAAAUUGGGAAACAUAAGUAAAUGAAAUGAGAGCACUGAAUAUGAAAUGACAAAAGAAAAACAAACUAGAUAAAAGUAAAGAAUCAUCAUAUAGUCCAUUUGUUUUUAAACAUGGCUGCUCAAUAGAAACAUACCUGGAGCUUUGGAGAAAAAGAACAAUACCUGAACGUUUGUAUUUUUCAAAAAAAUACCAAGGUCAAACACUAUUCAGAGUAGUAAUCAAAUCUCUGUCACCUAAAGAGGUGGUUCGGAUUCAUGUCCCUAAACCUUUGGACAGGAAUGAUGGAACAUUUUUGAUGCGAUAUAGGAUGUAUGAAACUGUUAGUAAAGGGCUGAAGAUAGAAGUCCUUUAUGGUGAUGAACACGUUGCUCAGUCUCCCUAUAUUUUGAAAGGACCAGUGUACCAUGAGUACUGUGAGUGUCCAGAAGACGAUCCUCAGGCCUGGCAGAAAACUCUGUCUUGUCCAGACAAGGAACCACAGAUUGAAAAAGAUUUUGCUUCUUUCCCCAGCAUUAAUCUCCAGCAGAUGCUAAUUGAAGUUCCGAAAAGGUUUGGGGAUGAGAGGGGUGCUAUUGUUCAUUACACGAUUCUCAAUAACCACAUCUACCGACGAUCUUUAGGAAAAUACACAGACUUCAAAAUGUUCUCAGAUGAGAUUUUGCUGUCACUGGCAAGAAAGGUCCUUCUCCCAGAUUUAGAAUUUUAUGUUAAUCUUGGAGACUGGCCUUUGGAGCAUCGAAAAGUCAAUGAAACCCCUGGCCCUUUACCUAUCAUUUCAUGGUGUGGCUCUCUGGAUUCACGAGAUGUUAUCCUUCCAACAUAUGACAUCACCCACUCCACGCUUGAAGCUUUGAGGGGUGUUACAAAUGAUCUCCUUUCUAUUCAGGGAAAUACAGGACCUUCCUGGAUCAACAAAACAGAGAAAGCUUUCUUCAGAGGUAGAGAUAGCCGAGAGGAGAGGCUCCAGUUGGUGCAGCUGUCCAAGGAAAACCCACAGCUGCUAGAUGCAGGAAUCACAGGAUAUUUCUUCUUCCAAGAGAAAGAAAAGGAGCUCGGAAAAGCUAAAUUGAUAGGUUUCUUUGACUUCUUUAAGUACAAGUAUCAAGUGAAUGUGGAUGGGACCGUGGCUGCUUAUAGAUAUCCAUAUCUCAUGCUUGGUGACAGUUUGGUUCUGAAGCAGGACUCACCAUAUUAUGAACAUUUCUAUAUGGCACUGAAGCCGUGGAAACAUUAUAUUCCAAUUAAAAGAAAUCUUAGUGAUCUACUAGAGAAAGUUGAAUGGGCCAAGGAAAAUGAUGAAGAAGCCAAGAAGAUUGCAAAAGAAGGACAGUUGACUGCUAGGGAUCUGCUACAGCCACACCGGCUUUACUGCUACUAUUACAGGGUACUACAGAAAUACGCUGAACGCCAGUUGAGCCAACCUGAAAUACGUGAUGGAAUGGAACUUGUUCCUCAGCCAGAUGAUAGUGCAUCUUUGUGCCAAUGCCACAGGAAAAGGCCUUUAAGACAAGAGCUUUAAGUUAGUCCAGAUUCACACUCCUGUGUGUGCCAGCAAGAACUUUCCUGGCAGCAUACCGAUGGAAUCUAAGCUGUGAAGACUGUGGAGACAGCCUGGAAGCCUGGAUGCAGGGGACUGCUUCUCUUGAUGCUUUCAUGCUAUGUGGAUGGACAGGGCAAUAUUAGAGUAAGUAUUACCAAGUAUCUUAGUAUAUCAAUAUCUUUUCAGUAAAAACUGCUAUUAUCAUCACCAUAGUUUCUCUAAAAAGAAAAACUUGGGGAUCAUAGUAGAUAGAGAGGCUUGCCAAAAUAUAAAUAACUUUCUAUGAAACUAUUUACAUUGUAUUUAUUGGUUUGUUUCUAUCCCUUGUUCACUUUCCCUCUUCCCCUUCCAGUUAUGAAGAAAAUACAUUUUUGCAGGGCGCUACAAGCUGCUUUUGGUAUUCAGUAAUAGCAAGUUUCCUCUUGGGAGAUCUGUUAUGAAUAAUUAAGGAAGAUGAGAAUGACUCUGUUAUUAAAGGUAGCUUGGAUACUGUGGAGGGAAAUUAUUUUAAAGCUCAUUCAUAUCCUUUUAACUAAGCUUUACUCAAGGUCCAAGAAAAAAUUAAGCAGAGACAGUGCCUUAAGCUAAUAAUUCCCAGUCGAUCUGAGUUGGACACCCAUCAAGGACAACCCAAUUUUUUAAAAUAGAUGAGAGCAUCCUAUGGGUAUCUUCAUUAUCUAUAUAUUUGAAUAAAUGAUAACUGUAGCCAGUUAGGGAUCUUUAAUUCUUUUUAAUCUUUAAAAGGGAUGCUUGAAUACCUCUGCAACAAGCUCCAGGAAGCCUGAUAUCUUGGGAUUCACUAAUAAACUAAUGACAAAAGUAAGCAUCUAUUCUUCACUGUACCCCUUCUGUAUUUCACUGUGCUAUAUUACUAAGAUAAAAUCUUUGGAAAUUUACUUUGCCUUUUAGGACAGGGUGUAGUCUUAAGACUUACAGUCCAGAAAUUCAUUACACACUCCUUGUAAUAUCACCAAUUUGAAACUCAGUUCAUCAAAGAACACACUCCCCAAACAGGAAAUAUCCACACUCCCAAUUCAAAAAUAUUUACUCUUCUAAUUGAAAUAUUUACUUAACCUGGAAAACAGUGUGACCACUUUAAAUGAGCCAUAUUUAUUCUUUACUGAAUAGGGACACAGAAUUUUUUUUUAAACUAGAUGAAAGCAAAAGCACAUUUUGUAAUGGUGUAAUCAAAACCAAGGCUUCCCUGGUGUUCAGCAGUAUAAAGAAUCCGCCAGCAAUACAGAAGAUGCAGGAGAUGUGGGUUUUUUCCCUGGGUCAGGAAGAUCCCCUGGAGGACAAAAUGGUGACCCACUCCCGUAUUCUUGCCUGGAAAAUCCCAUGGACAGAGGAGCCUGGCAGGCUACAGUCCAUGGAGUCGCAAAGAGUCGGAUACAACUAAGCACCUAUAGCAUCUGUCCAUGGAAAACAAUAAUACGCACCAGUUGCUCAAAAGCACAAGUGCAUAAGUAUAAAAUAAAGGAUAAGCUGCACAGUGACUAAAUCCUGUGGAGGAGACGGGUGUGAGGAUAUGUGAAAGUGUUAGUUCCUCAGUUGUGUCCAACUCUUUGUGACCCCAUGGAUUGUAUGUAAGCUAAUAUAAUAACUACAUUUAUCAAAAAUAAGCUAUCAACAUUUUGUUACAGGCAAGAAUACUGGAGUAGGUGGCCAUUCCCUUCUCCAGGGCAUCUUCCCAACCCAGGGAUCAAACCCAGGUCUCCUGCAUUACAGGUGGAUUCUUUACCAUUUGAACCACCAGAGAAACCCCAAUAAAAUGUUGGAAACAUACUAGUCAUCAUGAGGGAGCUGGCUAAAUAGAUAUCUAUACAUCAAGGAAUACAGUUUAACCAUUAAAAAGAAUGAAUUAGCUCUAAAUGCACUAUCAUGAAAGCUUUUCAUGACAGUGUUCAGUGAAAAAAGUUACAGAACAACAUGUAUAAUGUGACACUAUAUAUGUAAAAAACAAAAUGUAUCCACAUGGUUGAAAGGAUAUUCACCAAUAUCUGAGGAGGGAAUGGAGAGAAGGAAAUUUUCACUUUUGCCUUAAACCUGUCUAUGAUAUUUAAAAUGUUUUUACUGUAAGUAUGAAUCAGAUUGGACAAUAAUGAAAAAUACAAACCUAGGAAAAGAAAAUAAAUGCAUAAAAGAUAUUUAUAUAAGAAGAUAAAAUGAAUAUUUAUAUUUCCUUUGUGCUAUUUUAAAAUGUACUAUGCCUAGAAUUUUGUAUCAUGGAAUAUAUUAUUUACACUUUUUAAAUAAAGUACACUUUCUAAAGAAA